Molecule: messenger RNA, 753 nt
Organism: Ctenocephalides felis (cat flea)
Lineage: Eukaryota; Metazoa; Arthropoda; Insecta; Siphonaptera; Pulicidae
Gene: Osi18
Exons: 3
Coding region: 1-753 (250 amino acids)
Source: RefSeq, a predicted model, not a curated record
AUGACAAAGCUUUUAUUAUCAUUUGUUGUGAUUAGUGCUUUGACUUUUUCAGUAAAUUCUGAAAAGUCCGCGAUUUCUGUUGCUCAGGACAUGUACACGGAUUGUUUGGAACGAUUAUCAUUCAGUUGUGUUAAACCUAAAGCUCUGUCUUGGUUAAGUAAUGUUUAUGAUAGUGAUGUUAUCAAGAUCACAGAUAAUUUGCUGAUAGUGAAAACUGAAAAUAAUCAAGAAAGAUCUAUGCAUGAUACAAAAUUCGCGAUAGUCCAUGCAGUGGAAAAUUUCUUAGAAACGCACUCGUUGAAAAUUCUCGUUCCCGAAGAGUUGAAGCAAGAAGCAAACCAAGUGUAUUUUGCAAGGAGUUUGAUUGGAAACGCAGAAGAUAUCGAUGUUCCUCUAGCUGAGAAGUCGAGCGUUGGUGAAGGAAGGUCUAGCUUUGUCAAAAAAGUAGUGAUACCUUUCGUGUUGGGAUUGAAAUUCAAAGCUUCAGUUAUUGUACCAUUAGCAUUAGCUUUGAUUGCUCUCAAAACGUGGAAAGCUUUGACUUUAGGACUUUUGUCUUUGGUCUUAUCUGCAGCCAUGGCUUUGUUCAAAUUAACGAAACCAAAGGUUGUCAAUUACGAGGUAGUUCACUAUCCCCAGCAUGUAGAACAUCAUGUUGAUCAUCAUGCUCACAGUGGUUGGGACAACCAAGGACAUGGAGGAUAUGCAAGAAGUUUGGAUGCUCAACAACUCGCUUAUAGUGCCCAUGUUUAA